This is a messenger RNA of Wickerhamiella sorbophila, 2586 nucleotides long. RefSeq names its product DNA topoisomerase 2-associated protein pat1. Gene Ontology annotation, molecular function: RNA binding. The transcript has a single exon. Gene Ontology annotation, cellular component: P-body. The record is from RefSeq and is a predicted model, not a curated record. The coding region runs from base 1 to 2586 and encodes 861 amino acids. Gene Ontology annotation, biological process: deadenylation-dependent decapping of nuclear-transcribed mRNA; P-body assembly. Lineage: Eukaryota; Fungi; Ascomycota; Dipodascomycetes; Dipodascales; Trichomonascaceae.
AUGUCUUUCUAUGGGGUCCAAGCCCAAGUAGAAGACGGGUCUAAGCUUGAAAAGUACGAUUUCGAGGCAGACGCAUCUGCCCUCGAUCCCACUAUCGACGAAAAGAACGACGAGACAUUCGGAAGAACCGGUCAAGUAGGCAAGGACUUUGACUUUGCUGGUCAAACUGCAAGCGUUGCUGGCACUCUUGAUGAGGAGGCCAUAAAAUACGAGCGUCGCUCCCAGUCCCAUAUUCCUGCUUUGCAGCCUCUGGCAUCCUUGUGGCAGACUCCAGGUGACCCCAACGCGUUUGACCAGCUUCAGCAGCAGCCUCAGCAGCCUAUGUCAGUCCAGGAGCUCGAGCAGAUGAUGCGUUCUAUGCCUAUGCCUGGUAUGCCUAUGCCUAUGGGUAUGCCAUCGGGAAUGCCUAUGAUGCCCCAAGGCAUGCCUCAGAUGCCCCAGGGCAUGCCGCAAAUUCCUCAGGGUAUGUCUCAGAUGCACCAGGGUAUGUCCCAGAUGCACCAGGGUAUGCCUCAGAUGCAUCCAAUGGCUCAGGGGAUGCCCCAUAUGGGUAUGCCAGGUAUGCAGCCUAUGGGUAUGGCGCCCCCAGGCUUCCAGCCUUGGGGUUACGGUGCUCCUAUGAUGCCAGGUAUGGUUCCCCCACACAUGAUGGGACAGAUGGGCCAACCUGGUAUGGGGAGUCAGGAGGGUCAAACCUCUUCGCCUGCUCACCAGCAAGGGACCGAGAAUACCCAGGCUCAGGUUCAGGCCCAGGCUCAGGCCCAGGCCCAGGCUCAUGCUCAGGCCCAGGCCCAGGCUCAUGCUCAGGCCCAGGCCCAGGCCCAGGCCCAGGCUCAGGCCCAGGCUCAGGCUCAGGCUCAGGCUCAGGCUCAGGCUCAGGCUCAGGCUCAGGCUCAGGCUCAGGCUCAGGCUCAGGCUCAGGCUCAGUCCCAGGCUGAGUCCCAGGCCCAGGCUACUCAAGCCCCGAGUGCCGAGCCUGUUCAUGUACACGAAGAAACCAAACAGGUUGAAGAGGCCAAACCGGCCAAGUCGGAAAAAGCAGCCAAGCCCGCUCGUCAGCCCAAAGAGGAGAGGAGCUCAAAGGUUGAUAAGCCCGUGAAACAAGCGUCUCCUGCUGCCAAUUCCGAAGACUCGAGGUCUGGAGAGACUCUUUACAGCUUGAAUCGCACUAAUCGUCCUGUGAAAUCAAUUUCCGAGGCCCGUUCGGCCUUGCAGGCCCAGGCUGCUGCCGACAGAGAGAAGCAGGCGUCUCGUGACCGCCAGCGAUUCAAUCGCUCUCGGUAUUCAGGUUUGAUGGGUGACUGGGACAAAAACUUCAUCAUGCGACUGCAGCUCCAGCAGCUGGUUUCGCAGGAUCCUGACAGCGACGAUUUCUAUUAUCAGGUGUACUCAACCAUCCAAAAGAACCGCAGUGGUCCGCACCAACCUCUGAACGCAUUUGCCAAGAUUUAUCUUCGUGGGCAAGGCCAGCGUCAGCGUCCUAACCGUCGCAACGAGCGCCAGGCCCUGCUGCAGCAGGUGAAAGAGGUUGUUGAGAAGGUUCGUAGCCGCACUCCUAAGGAGCGGGCGGUUCACGAAGGAAUUUUAGGCUCCCAGCCCUCGGUCGGUAAUGCUGUUCGGCCUCGCAAGGCACUGGACCUGCAAACCGGCAACUUGGAUACGCGCAAGACCACCAGCGAUGUCUACCGACCUGCGGAUGUUCCGUUCAUUAUUGAGACAGCGUUUGGUGCAGUGCUCGAUCUCGAAGCCCAUGAGCGUCUCCGACCUGCCCCCGACAGCGAAGCAGCUGCCGAUUGGGCUGCCGCUAUCCCGCAGCUUCAAGACACGCUCUGGGAUGCGCUCAAGGUUUUGGACCCAGUUGACCCGAACAAGAACCAACCGUUUGUUAUGAUGUUGGCACACAACAAGGGAAAGAAGCUGCUGCCUCGUGUUUUCCCUCACCUCGAUAACCGCCGAAGACUCACCGUGUUCACCCGUAUGGUGUCUGCCAUUGACCAGCUGGAUGUGGUAAAGAACGGGGCAUACGAUGGCGAGCAGGAUCUUCCCGCUAAUGUGCGCAAGUCUAUUGACAUUUUCAGCCAGACUGUGCUGCCCCCUAUUGUGCACCUCAUCUCUGAAGCCGAGCUCGGGAUCGUCACCGGCUUCUUUGACAUUUUGCUGUCGUCAACAGACCUGAUACACCUCACACGGACAAAGGUGGGCCAGACCAUUUUCACAGUGCUCAUUUCGCGGGCCGAGCUAAUUCUGCAGGAGCAGCCUGAAAAUGAAACCAACCCGGAGAUCGAGGCCUGGAAGCUGUCGUUUGCUCGCCUGUUCAACGCGAUCAAGAGCGAUCUGGGCAAGCUGUUCCCCCCGCGCCAAAUCGACAAUUCUUACGUGUGGCACUUUUUGGCGUCGCUGGCGUUGGCGGCAGAUCUCGAUAUGCAGCGCGAGCUCGUGGACGGAGUGCGCGACCGGAUUUUCGCGACAAUCUCCGAAGCCAAGGCACUGCCUGUUGACGUGGGCACCCCCAAAAUCACAAACCUCAACAUGUUUUUGAACGUCAUGGGCCUCAAUGCUACAUUCGACGAUAUCACUGAACUUUAG